AUGUUCAGGAUCCCCUGGAUACACAAACUCAUACCCGAGCUGGAGAAACUUGCAGCUGAAUAUCACAUCGGAAACUACGUGGUGAUUAGGGCAACUGGGGAGAGGGUUUUUGAAAGUAUGCCAAUUUAUGCAAGAAUUGGCAUGCAUCUUUUGUUUUACGGCAAAGGGCAGAUUCUCCUCUUAGGAACUGAGACCGUUGCACACUUCUUGAAACGACUAUCAAUUAAACAAGGCAAGAUCUACGACAGUCCCCAAUCCGUGGCUUCCAUUCCCUCCUUUGUCAAAACGUACUCGCUUUCGCUCAAAGAGCUGUUGGAACCCGACAUCAAGAAAUACAGCUGUUUCAACGAUUUCUUCUCUAGGAAACUAAAGCCAGACGCCCGUCCGGUACAAAACGCCCAAGAUCCCCUUGGGAUAUGCAGCGCAGCCGAUUGCCGCCUUGUCGUGUAUCAGACCUUCGACCUAGCCCGGGAGUUUUGGGUGAAAGGGCGCAACUUUACUGUUCCCGAGCUGUUGGAUGUUCCCCCCACCUCCGACACGGCUAUCACUUUCGAUGGUUCGAGUAUGGCGAUAUUCCGGCUGGCGCCUCAGGAUUACCAUCGCUUCCAUUGCCCAAUUGAUGGCAUGAUCGAUGGAGAGCCCAUCAAUAUUCCGGGACAAUACUACACAGUCAACCCGCAAGCAGUAAACCAGCCUUCGUUUGACGUAUUCACGGCAAACGUCCGGUCGAUAAUAUACAUGACACAUGAGCCAACUGGGAAGAAAGUGGCUUUCAUUGCUGUUGGCGCGUUAUUAGUGGGCAGUGUCGUCUGGACGUACGGAGGAGAUGCGGAUGAUAAGAAAGGGGGGAAGGAAUUGGGGUGCUUCAAGUAUGGCGGCAGCACCAUCGUGGCGUUGUUUGAGAGGGGAUUAUUAGAGUUUGAUGCUGAUCUUAUAAAGAAUUCAGAAGAGGCACUUGAGACGCUGGUGAAGGUAAAGUUUUUUUCGCUUUCAUUUGCCGUGUGA
Desarmillaria tabescens is the source of this 1005-nucleotide messenger RNA. RefSeq names its product phosphatidylserine decarboxylase-domain-containing protein. The record is from RefSeq and is a predicted model, not a curated record. Gene Ontology annotation, molecular function: phosphatidylserine decarboxylase activity. The transcript is spliced from 6 exons. Gene Ontology annotation, biological process: phospholipid biosynthetic process. Lineage: Eukaryota; Fungi; Basidiomycota; Agaricomycetes; Agaricales; Physalacriaceae. Bases 1 to 1005 code for a protein of 334 amino acids.